UUGACUCCGCCGUUUCUACAUAGGUAUCUCCCAUCCUAGAAUCUAACUGGUAUAUGUGAUCGCCAAUACCCGCAGCCAUAAAAUCACGAAACUUUACCCUUCUUGUCCCUGAAUCAUGUCGAUUCUCAAAUCCGUCAUUUCUAGAUCGCAUCGGAGACCUCCGCCGCCGGCGUCCGGCUGGAACAUCCCAAAGUGGACUAGUGAGGGGCAGACAACUGCGCAGGCAUUGGUGGGACAGGAAAAAACAAGCAGCAAAUAUCGCGGUUGACUACAGUUUGUCAAACCGGUCCUGAUGAUAAGAACAGAUAAAGUCUUCAUGAUAUCCCGAUAAAAUAUUUCUGAAACUUGAGAAGAGGCGGAAAGUCACAAGUUUCGCUGUCACAAUGUCGUCAGCUCACAAGCAAAAGAGCGUCUUCGUGGGAAGCUUUGUUCACAGCAAGAGCUUGGAGGUACUUGAAGUCCUACAUGAUCUUGCUGUGUUUGUGGACGAGAAGGGAGUUAUCGUUGCCAUCGAAGAGCAUUGUGACAAGCAGCAAGCUCUCCAAGUGAUUGCCCCGAAGCUUGGCUGGACCAUCGGAGACGUUUCCGUGAGAGUUGCUGCACCUGGUCAAUUCUUCUUCCCCGGCUUCAUUGACACACAUAUCCACGCCCCUCAGUAUCCCAAUGUCGGCAUCUUUGGGAAGACGACGCUGCUAGAUUGGCUCAACACGUAUACUUUCCCCAUGGAAAGUAGCUUGUCGUCCAUUUCGAAAGCGAAGAGAGUCUAUACUCGCUGUAUCCAACGGACGCUUUCUCAUGGGACGACAACCGCUUCUUACUACGCUACUAUUUCCGUGCCAUCCACCAAUCUGCUAAGUGACCUAUGUCUAACUCUUGGUCAAAGAGCGUUCAUCGGUCGUUGCUGCAUGGAUUCGUUGGCUCCAGAUUACUACCGCGAUGAAUCUGCUGCGACGUCUAUUGCUGAUACGAAAGCGACCAUGGACCAUAUCGCCAAGAUCGAUCCUACCAACGCUCUCAUUACGCCCAUCAUCACGCCGCGUUUCGCACCAGCUUGUACGAGGGAACUCAUGCAUGGACUGGGGGCUCUGCAAAAGGAGACGGGGUUCCCGGUCCAGACCCAUAUCUCGGAGAACAAGAACGAGGUCAAGCUUGUUAAAGAGAUGUUCCCUGGGUUUGAGUCGUAUACUCAUGUCUACGAUGGCCAUGGGCUCCUUACUCCAAAGACGAUCCUGGCGCAUGCGGUGCAUCUUACGGAGGCUGAGGUCGAUUUGAUUAAAGCGAGGGAAGGCAAAAUCAGUCAUUGUCCGUGCAGUAACUCGGCUAUCACGUCUGGGACGGCGAAAGUGAGAAUGAUGCUUAAUAAAGGGCUGGAUAUUGGACUCGGUACAGAUGUUAGUGGUGGGUAUAGUCCUAGUAUCUUGGAAGCGGUCAGACAAGCUAGUUUGGUGAGUCGACAUGUAGCGAUGGAGGGGGAUGAUGAUUCGAAAUUGAGUAUUGAGGAGGUGUUGUAUCUUGGUACGAAAGGAGGAGCGAAGGUCGUGGGACUGGAGGAUAAGAUUGGUAGCUUUGGCUUGGGCAUGGAGUGGGAUGCUCAGUUGAUUGGGUUGGGGAAUGUACCGGUUGAUGUGGAUCAGGAUGGUAUCGAGGAGGAGAGUCCGGUUGAUAUCUUUGGGUGGGAGAAUUGGGAGGAGAGGAUUGCAAAGUGGGUGUUCAAUGGGGAUGAUCGGAAUACGCUGGCUGUGUGGGUUAAGGGGCGUUUGGUACAUGAGCGGAAGUGAUUGGUUUGGACUUUGCUUCUAGUAUUUACUAACGGCCUCAUUUUUUGGUAGAUGGCGUAUGAUUAGGGAUCGUAGAUCAGGUAAAUAGACCUUGUAUGAUGAGAAA
Molecule: messenger RNA, 1884 nt
Organism: Mollisia scopiformis
Lineage: Eukaryota; Fungi; Ascomycota; Leotiomycetes; Helotiales; Mollisiaceae
Product: guanine deaminase
Exons: 2
Coding region: 384-1778 (464 amino acids)
Biological process (GO): guanine catabolic process
Cellular component (GO): cytosol
Molecular function (GO): guanine deaminase activity; zinc ion binding
Source: RefSeq, a predicted model, not a curated record